AUGAGCACCACAUUCCUGCAGACUUCUUCCUCCACCCUCGGGGGCAGCUCGAGCCGGGGAUGCUCCCUCCUGGGAGGGGGAGGUUGCUUUGGCGGGGGCAGCCUUUAUGGGGGCGGAGGGAACCGCAGUGUUUCGACGUCUUCUGCUAGAUUUGUGUCCUCGGGGUCUUCGGGGGGCUAUGGGGGCGGCAUGAGCUGCGGCUUUGGUGGAGGGGCUGGUAGUGGUUUUGGGGGUGGCUAUGGAGGCGGCCUGGGAGGUGGCUUUGGAGGCGGCCUGGGAGGUGGCUUUGGAGGUGGCCUGGGAGGAGGUUUCGGUGGUGGCCUGGGAGGAGGUUUCGGUGGUGGCAUGGGUGCUGGCCUCGGGGGUGGUGAUGGCGGCCUCCUGUCGGGCAACGAGAAGGUGACCAUGCAGAACCUCAACGACCGCCUGGCCUCCUACCUGGACAAGGUGCGCGCCCUGGAGGAGGCCAACACCGAGCUGGAGGUGAAGAUCCGCGACUGGUACCAGAAGCAGAGCCCGUCCAGCCCGGAGCGCGACUACAGCCACUACUACAAGACCAUCGAGGAGCUCCGGGACAAGAUCCUGGCGGCCACCAUUGACAACUCUCGGGUCAUCCUGGAGAUCGACAACGCCAGGCUGGCUGCGGACGACUUCAGGCUCAAGUAUGAGAACGAGCUGGCCCUGCGCCAGAGCGUGGAGGCCGACACCAACGGCCUGCGCCGGGUGCUGGAUGAGCUGACCCUGGCCAGGGCCGACCUGGAGAUGCAGAUCGAGAGCCUGAACGAGGAGCUGGCCUACCUGAAGAAGAACCACGAGGAGGAGAUGAAGGAGUUCAGCAGCCAGGUGGCGGGCCAGGUCAACGUGGAGAUGGACGCCGCUCCGGGCGUGGACCUGACCCGCGUGCUGUCGGAGAUGAGGGAGCAGUACGAGGCCAUGGCGGAGAAGAACCGGCGGGAUGCUGAGGCCUGGUUCUUCAGCAAGACGGAGGAGCUGAACAAGGAGGUGGCCUCCAACACAGAGAUGAUCCAGACCAGCAAGUCGGAAGUCACCGAGCUGAGACGCACGAUGCAGGGGCUGGAGAUUGAGCUGCAGUCCCAGCUCAGCAUGAAAGCCGGCCUGGAGAGCUCGCUGGCGGAGACCGAGUGUCGCUACGCCACGCAGCUGCAGCAGAUCCAGGGGCUGAUCGGCAGCAUCGAGGCCCAGCUGGGCGAGCUGCGCAGCGAGAUGGAGUGUCAGAACCAGGAGUACAAGAUGCUGCUGGACAUCAAGACCAGGCUGGAGCAGGAGAUCGCCACCUACCGCAGCCUGCUGGAGGGCCAGGACUCCAGGAUGGCUGGCAUUGGCGCCCGAGAAGCCUCCCUGGGAGGUGGCGGUGGCAAAGUCCGCAUCAACGUGGAGGAGUCAGUGGAUGGGAAGGUGGUUUCUUCCCGCAAGAGAGAGGUCUGAGCGCCCAGCAGGCAGCUCCCUCCACCCCUCGCCAGGGUGGCGAGGCCUGGCCGGAGGGCUGGAACGCAAGCUGCAAUCCCUGCCUUCAGCGGGUGCAGCGCAAGGGGCCCCUCAGCUAGUUGGUGCUUUGCAUGGUCUCCCUAACUCCUCCAGCUCUCCCUCCCUCUUCCCUUCUCCCCGCCAGCCCUCCUACCUGCCUCCCGGGUUUUCCCUCCUGCCCCUACCCCAACUCGCCUCCUUCUCCCCGCCAGGUCUCCCUAUCUCUGAGCAGGGAGGGGCAAGAAGCAGUUGUGUUGUGUGAUAAGCUCACUUGUGCCGUUGUAUCGAUGCAAUAAAGAAUGGCUUUACUUUGGCAAAUA
Molecule: messenger RNA, 1805 nt
Organism: Condylura cristata (star-nosed mole)
Lineage: Eukaryota; Metazoa; Chordata; Mammalia; Eulipotyphla; Talpidae
Gene: KRT15
Product: keratin 15, type I
Exons: 8
Coding region: 1-1446 (481 amino acids)
Molecular function (GO): structural molecule activity
Source: RefSeq, a predicted model, not a curated record